Molecule: messenger RNA, 1597 nt
Organism: Drosophila erecta
Lineage: Eukaryota; Metazoa; Arthropoda; Insecta; Diptera; Drosophilidae
Product: NKAP family protein CG6066
Exons: 1
Coding region: 19-1515 (498 amino acids)
Biological process (GO): regulation of gene expression
Cellular component (GO): nucleus
Molecular function (GO): chromatin binding
Source: RefSeq, a predicted model, not a curated record
GUCAGCUGUUGCCUAUCGAUGAGCGGAGACUAUCGAAUAAGUAGGCUAUCGAAGUCGGUUUAUCAUUAUCCACAAACGUUUGUUUUGCAUUUUCCGGUGAAAUUGUUGAAAACUUGUAUUUUCAACAUGCGUUCACGCAGCAGGAGUCGCAGCAGGCAGAGGCAACGUCGUCGGUCCGUUUCUAGGGCUCGUUCCCGGUCGGAGAGAAGGACUUACCAGAAACCGCAACACAGGAGAUCAGUUUCCCGCGAGAGGGAAAGAGACAGGGUGAGGGAGAGGGAGCUCCACAGGGAAAGGACUUCCAAUCGCAACUCUCGUCGCUCCAGAGAAAAGGAUGCAGUGCCACACCGCCGCAGAACCCGCUCCGCGUCCUCCAGAAGCUCCAGCAGCAGCAGUGAUAGCUCCAGUUGCUCGAGAAGCCCCUCCAAAAACCGCAAAUCCCGCCCAAAAUCCGUGGACCGCUGGCCCAACGAUCGUUUUCAUGAAAACAACGAUAGGCGGCAGAAUCCUUUCCGGGGACGGGCUGCCGAGGGUAGUUUCAUUAAUGACCCCGCCGAACCAUCGUCCAGGUCCCAGCAUAGAGGCAGAGGACCGUCCAACUACCAUUUCAAAGGUGACUCCAAGGCUGUAAAUGCCCGCAGGAACCAGAGAGUUCGCAUUGGCGAGGAAGGCGUACCAGAGGUCUGGGGCAAAAGCCCAUCCCGCCCAGAAAGCAACGAAGUGGAGCUGGUAAAGGGUUCCUACAUAGGACCCAAGAAGAAAAAGAAAAAGGGCAAGAGCAAGCACAAGAAAUCGGAAAAGAAGUCGAAGAAAAAGUCAAAGAAGUCCAAAAAGAAAAAGAGCAAAAAAGAGUCUAGUUCCUCCUCCAGUUCUUCUAGCAGCGAAGAUAGUAGCGACGAGUCCAGCAGCUCAAGUUCCAGUUCUGACAGCGAAGAUGAGUCCGAUGAGGAAGAUGUUUGGCUGGAAAAGACUGCCGACGGUAUCAAGAAGCCUAAAAAGAAAAAGUCGUCUGCCAGCAAAAAGGACAAAAAGUCUAAAAAGAAGAAAAAGAAGCGUAAGUCAGAGGUUGAAAAGUCCAAGAAGAGCUCCUCCUCGAGUGCCAGCAAAUCCAAGAACAAGGAAAGUUCCACGCACAACGACGAGGACGUGGGACCUUCGUUGCGACCCGGCGGUAGCCUUAAUCAAAAGGAUUUCGGCAAGGCCUUGCUGCCAGGAGAAGGUGCCGCCAUGGCUGCUUACAUUGCCGAGGGCAAGAGGAUACCCCGCCGUGGUGAAAUCGGCCUAACUUCCGAUGAGAUUGCCAAUUUCGAGUCCGUGGGCUAUGUGAUGAGCGGCAGCAGGCAUCGGCGCAUGGAGGCCGUCCGUAUCCGUAAGGAGAACCAGCUGUACUCCGCCGACGAGAAGCGUGCACUAGCCAUGUUCAGCAAGGAGGAGCGACAGAAGCGCGAAAACAAGAUUCUGUCGCAGUUCAAGGACAUGAUCCACUCGAAGCUGCAGGCCAAGGAAAAGAAGUAGGAAAGCAUCAUACUAUGUUCACGAUGUCUGCAAAUGGCUUUCCAAUAAAUGUCAAACGCACAUCAAGAUGUCCAAAUGAAUG